This is a messenger RNA of Pelmatolapia mariae (spotted tilapia), 2295 nucleotides long. RefSeq names its product complement C1r subcomponent-like. Gene Ontology annotation, cellular component: extracellular region; blood microparticle. Gene Ontology annotation, molecular function: calcium ion binding; serine-type endopeptidase activity. Gene Ontology annotation, biological process: zymogen activation; complement activation. The transcript has 13 exons. The record is from RefSeq and is a predicted model, not a curated record. Lineage: Eukaryota; Metazoa; Chordata; Actinopteri; Cichliformes; Cichlidae. Bases 1 to 2136 code for a protein of 711 amino acids.
AUGGAUACGUUUAAUUGGAAAAUGCGCUGGGCCUCUUGUAUCAUCUGGUUUCUGUAUGUGUCACUGUGUGAGUGCUCACCUCUGCCAGAACCAGAGCCUCAAAUGUACGGGGAGGUCCAAUCCCCUCUGUACCCUCAGCCUUACCCUCCCAACCUGCAGGAGCAGUGGGACCUCGUUGUCCCUGAGGGCUACCAGAUUCGACUCACCUUCACACAUUUGGAUAUUGAAGCUUCUGCGAACUGCUACUACGACUCACUUACAGUUUUCUACAAAGAGAAGGCCCUCUGGAAAUUUUGUGGCAGUGAGAAUUCUGCUGAUGGGCAUCACCCAGGCAACCAGCCCAUCUUGUCUCCAGGAAACAGUCUCACCCUCAUAUUUCAAUCAGACAGCAACAACCCGGAGGCCCACCAGAAUCUGGGCUUCUCUGCCCAGUACCAGGCGAUAGACAUAGAUGAAUGUUCUGCACCAGAGCCUGGAGAUGGCUCAGGGCCACUCUGCUCUCAGAUCUGCCUCAACACUCUUGGCUCAUAUCUCUGCUCCUGUCAUCAUGGCUAUGAACUUCGCUCUGAUCAGCGCACCUGUGUGUUAUCCUGUGGCGGUGGUAUAUUUGAUGAACCAGAGGGGCAUCUGUUCAGUCCGGGAUACCCUAAUCACCCACCUCAUGCUGUGUCCUGUCAGUAUAUCAUUUCUGUACAAGAGGGCUUCACUAUUACUCUAAACUUUACUGACAACUUCGACAUUGAGAGCAUGGACAGCCCAAAGGGCCUGCAAUGUCUCCAUCACUGGUUGGAGUUGACUGUCAGAGACGAACAGCCCACAAAGCUAUGUGGCAGAACAAGCCCAGGACUGAUAGUCACAAACUCAAACAUGGUCAAGCUGGAAUACCACAUUGAUGAUGAAGGACAGAGCAAUGGCUGGAGCCUCGACUACAGCACACACAGGGUGAAGUGUCCAUCACCUGGAAGUGUAGCUAAAGGCAGGGUCACUCCUAAUUUGAGUCAAUAUCUCUUCAGAGAUUACAUCUAUGUACGCUGCGAUCAAGGAUACAAGCUGAUGAUGAAUGGUCGGGAGAUUGAGAGUUUCUCUACCAUUUGCCAAAGCAACGGGCAGUGGCACCGUCCUCUGCCAGAAUGCCACAUAAUUGAUUGCGGAGAACCUGACCCCUUGCUGAACGGAGGCGUGGCCUUCCUUUCUGGGUUUCAGAAUCAGUAUCUUUCUGUUAUUCAGUAUCGCUGCAAUGAACCAUUUUACUCUCUCCUUGGGGAUGCAAACGUUAACUUCACAUGUGACGCAGACAGGAAAUGGAGAUCAACCCAUGAAGUUAUUGACAGUCCACUUUGUUUACCAGUUUGUGGUCAGCCAACAAAUCACAUCAAUGUGUAUCAGAGGAUCUUUGGAGGCCAGGACGCUCCAGAUAAUACAAUCCCCUGGCAAGUGCUACUUAGUGUAAGUGGAAAAAGGGGAGGAGGCAUGGUGAUUGGAGAACGCUGGGUUAUGACAGCAGCUCAUAAUGUAGUAGAGCAGGGAGCGGUGGUAGCAAAUGAAACUCUACGGAUUUUCAUGGGACUUAAUGAGGUAAAAGCCCUUGAGAAAUCUCCUCUGUCGGCUGCCUCAAUCCAUGUUCACCCUGAGUACAACAACCCCAACUAUGUAGACUACAACAAUGACAUUGCACUGAUCAAACUGGGAGACACACUCACAUUCAACUCAUCUGUAAUGCCAGUGUGUUUGCCAGAACCGGGAGCCACAUAUGACACUGGCGUGAUGGGGCUGGUGUCUGGCUUUGGUCUUACAAACGAGAAUAAUCGUCGCAUUCUAACAAAUCAACUGAAGUAUGUUUAUCUCCCAGUGGUGGACCAGCAGACCUGCAGGGAUUCAGUCACUUUUGCAAGGAGAAGAAGUAACAACAUACCAGACUUAACAAAUAACAUGUUUUGUGCUGGACUCCCUGAAGGUGGGAAGGACUCAUGCCAGGGUGACAGUGGAAGCCCCUUCACUCUGACUAAAGAUGGGCGACACUGGGCUGCUGGGAUUGUCAGCUGGGGGGUUGAGUGUGGAAGAAAGGGCACAUAUGGAGUCUAUACCAGAGUCGCUAAUUACCUGAACUGGAUCAAGAAGACCAUGCAGGAGAACUAAAGUUACAGUAAUUCAGUACAACAAGGUGUAAAUACACGAUGAGAAAAAAAAUUGCAUAAUAAACAAAUUUUUCUCUGCUGUGGAGUUUGAUUUGAGAAUUUUAAUCUAUAUUUCAUUUAAAAAAAACUUAUAUAAAUUCAGUUAUUGAUUUACUGUCUG